UAUGCCGGAUAACCCCCUGUAAAUGAGCAGGGAAGGCGGCGACCGCGGCAGGAGCGAAGGCAGAAGGAACGGGAGGAGGAGGAAGAGGAGGAGGAAGGGGGAGGACAAGGCAGGGGGCAGCGCCGUCCGGUCCUGGGCUGACAACCGCCACGGGGUCCCGGCGUCCGGGUGCGAGUCGCAGGGGGACACCGAACCGCACGGCGACAGGGAGAGCGGAUCGGGGACGGGCGCCGGCGCGACUUCUGGCAUCUUACUGCAGGCGACCCGGCUCGGCAAGGCCAUGCCUUCGGUAAUGGAGCGAUCCGGAGGAGGGGUGCUGUCCCGGAGCCGAGCCAAGACUGUCACUAACGGCAACAGCCAGCACAGCGAGGAGGAGAGCAGCGAUGAGGAGCACGCUCACGACAGCAUGAUCCGCGUUGGGGGGGACUACCAGGCAUCGAUCCCAGAGUACAAACCAGACAGUCCUGCACGGUACAGCGACAAGGAGCCCAAAGGCAUGCUGGUCUGGUCCCCCAAUCAGCACAUAUCCGAUGCCAAACUGGACGAAUACAUCCUGAUGGCCAAGGAGAAGCAUGGAUACAACAUGGAGCAGGCCCUGGGAAUGCUGCUGUGGCACAAGCACGACGUGGAGAAGUCCCUGGCCGACCUGGCCAACUUCACGCCCUUCCCCGACGAGUGGACGGUGGAGGACAAGGUGCUGUUCGAGCAGGCCUUCAGCUUCCACGGGAAGAGCUUCCACCGCAUCCAGCAGAUGCUCCCAGACAAGAUGAUCUCCAGCCUGGUGAAGUACUACUACUCCUGGAAGAAGACCCGGACGCGCACCAGUGUGAUGGACAGACAGGCCCGCAGACUGCUCAGCCAGAGAGAGAAGGACGACAGCAACGAAGACAUGGAGGAGGGAGAAGCAGGCAGUGACAGCGACUUUGAGAUCAACACGCAGAAGGAGGCCCAGAAGCAGUCAAGCAUGGGGGGUGUUUCUGGACGGUCCGGUCCAGCCCGGAAGGAGAGUCAGGGGUGUCAGUACCGGCACACGCCCCUGCGUGCUCGCCGGCGCCCCCCGCGGGGGAUGUACCUGAGCCAGUCCGAUAUCUCUGCCGUGUCGGCAGCCCCAGACGCUGCGGUCACCACCCUGAAGCAGCUGGACUCGCAGCUGGUGUCGCUGAAGAGACAGGUGCAGAGCAUCAAGCAGAUCAACAGCAGCCUGAAGCACAGUCUGGAGCAGGGCAUCGACCGUGCACGCCCCCUGGAGGUCACCCCCAAGUACAGCACCCGCUGGACCACUGAGGAGCAGCUGCUGGCGGUCCAGGCGAUCCGGCACUACGGCAAGGACCUGGGCGCCAUCGCCGAGGUGAUCGGCAACAAGACGGCCCCGCAGGUCAGCUCCUUCCUGGUCAGCUACCGGCGCCGCUUCAACCUGGACGAGGUCCUGCGCCAGUGGGAGGCGGAGCGGGAGGGGGGGGGCCGCGCCGGGAGCCCGGCCGCCCUGGAGCGCGCCAGGGCCGCCAGCGUGGCGGGAGGAGGCAGCAGCGCGGAGGAGGACGAGGUACAGAUCACCGCGGUGUCGGCGGCGCCCCCUCUCCCGCCCCCUAGUGGCGCCAGCAGUAACGGCGGCGCCCGUGCACCCCCAGGGCAGGAAACGAGCCCGCUGGAUCACCGCGGCGACCAGGGCAUGCCCGCGACUGCCAUGGCAACAGGAGGCAGCGACUCUUCCCAUCCUCGCCCGCUGGGGCGGGGAGGCCAGGUCUCCGUGGCAACGGGGGAAGGCGUCAUCUCUGCCCAGAGCGACAGGCUGCGGGGCAGGCCCCCCGCAGCCAGCCCGGAGCUGCGGCACCACGCCCCUGCCCCCGGCCCCCUGCCCCCUGCCCCCCCAGGCCAGGAGGUUCCCAGUGGGAGAGUGACUGUUUCACACAACAGCCACUGCAGUAAGCCGGCAGGCUGCUUCCCUGCCCCCAGCGGCCCCAGUGCUCCGGACCGGGGCAGGCGGCCGGGCGCGCCCCCGUCUGGCCCCCGCAGGGGCCCCCAGGGCAAGCGCCUGCAGGGGGCGCCGGCGGGCCUGCGGCCGGCCCCCGGGGGGAACAGGAGGCUCGUGACACUGGCUAAGCGGGGGGGGGGGAAUAAAAAUAAUUCAGAGAUCCACAACACAACCAAGAGAAGGAGAUCCGGGUUUCUGAGCCGCGCCGGGGGGGAGGGGGGCGCGGCCGACGGGCCCUCUGUCCGACCCCCCCGCCUCUCUCGCGGGAACGCCUUUCACUAA
Messenger RNA from Lepisosteus oculatus (spotted gar), 2254 nucleotides. The record is from RefSeq and is a predicted model, not a curated record. Lineage: Eukaryota; Metazoa; Chordata; Actinopteri; Semionotiformes; Lepisosteidae.